This is a messenger RNA of Closterium sp. Naga37s-1, 1638 nucleotides long. The record is from the annotation of a GenBank genome assembly. NCBI's taxonomy places the organism in Eukaryota, Viridiplantae, Streptophyta, Zygnematophyceae, Desmidiales, Closteriaceae.
AUGCACGUCGCCGCCUACCCAUCCAACCGCCGCGACUGCCCCAUCGUCGCCUGCGCGUCCCGCCACCGCGACUGCACCACCGUCACCCACGAUUUCCGCCACCGCGACUGCAGCCGUUGCCCGCGAUUCCCGCCGUCGCGACUGCACCGUCGCCGCCUGCGAUUCCCGCCGUCGCGACUGCGCGUCACCGCCUGCGCAUCCCGCCGCCACGACUGCGCGUCACCGCCUGCGCAUCCCGCCGCCGUGACUGCAUCGUCGUCACCCCACGGUUCCCGCCACCGCGACUGCAAUGUCGUCACCUGCGGUUUCUGCCGCCGCGACUGCGCAUCGCCGCCUGCCCGUUCCGCCGCCGCGACGGCCUCGUCUCCGCCUGCGGUUCCCACCGCCGCGACCGCGCCGUCGCCACCCGUGGUUCCCGCUGCCGCGAAUACACCGUUGCCGCCUGCCCAUCUUGCCACCGCGAUUGCGUCGUCCCUGCCCACGUGUCCCGCCGCCCUCGCUGCAGAUCGCUCGGGCAUCAAGUGGCACUCGUUUGUCGGCAGCAUUCGCCGUGUCCUCCAUGACGCCUUCGUCGGACCCUACUGCGUGCUUGACGUCCUCCUUCGCCGUCCGCACACUCUCCAGCCGACAGCACCCAAUCACCUUGGCGAACCUCCUCCUCUCCCUCCCCCUCCUGGCUCUCCUCCUCCCAAGCCUAACCUGGACAAGGCCGCUACCACUGAGCUUCAAGCUGCUGCCGACGCCACCUUCCUCCACAACCGCCGCGAAUACCUCAUCUGCAAAGCCGCCCAUGAGGUUGCUGUGCACAACUAUGAGUUCGCGACGUUGGACCGUGCCACUCGCCUAGCGCUGCUUGCGGAUUACAACACCUCCAUGGCGCUUCACAUCCCCAACAGCAUCGCAUGGGCUGCUGCCGACAACCGCGCCUGCACCAUCCUCCUCGGUGCACUCCCCGACGCCCUCAUGCAUCGCUUCCAAGCUCGUGAUAUGCAAGCCCACCUGAUUUGGGAUGAGCUCCAGUCCAUGUUCGAACGUCGCGACAUCAGCUCCGUCGGCGUUCUCUUCCAUAAGUAUUUAUCCAUUACCCUCACCACCUGCGACGGCGCAGUCGAUUACGUGGGACGCAUGCAUGAGGUUGCCGAUCGCCUUGCAGCUCGCCAGGCUGCCCUCCCCGAGCCCCGGCAGAUUCAUCGUCUGCUCUUCAACCUUACGCCGGAUUACGAGUCCCGUCUGUACGCCUUCACCGAGGCAAACUCCUUGGCUGGCCUUACCGAGGUGGUUCAGUGGAUCAUUGACACGGAGGUCAAGCUCCGCACCCCCAUUGUCAACCUCACCACCCCUCAUUCCUCCUCCUCCACCUCCCUCAAUGCCACGCAGCCACGCAACCAGGGUGGUCGCAACGGUGGCAGAGGGGGUCGUGGAGGGGGCGGGGGUGGUGGUGGUGGUCGGGGUGGUGGACGUGGUGGCCGUGGUGGUGGUGGUGGUGGUGGUGGUGGUGGUGGUGGUGGUGGUGGUGGUGGUGGUGGUGGUGGUGGUGGUGGUGGUGGUGGUGGUGGUGGUGGUGGUGGUGGUGGUGGUGGUGGUGGUGGUGGUACUGGUGGUACCACUCCUAGAGGUCUGGUGCCGGUGGAGCUGUGA